Messenger RNA from Clupea harengus (Atlantic herring), 1158 nucleotides. RefSeq names its product gem nuclear organelle associated protein 2 (gene gemin2). Gene Ontology annotation, biological process: spliceosomal snRNP assembly; spliceosomal complex assembly. Gene Ontology annotation, cellular component: SMN complex; nucleus; spliceosomal complex. Lineage: Eukaryota; Metazoa; Chordata; Actinopteri; Clupeiformes; Clupeidae. The record is from RefSeq and is a predicted model, not a curated record.
UCAAGAUGGAGGCAACUUGGACGCAAGGCUGUGUUUGGAAAUUAUAGUCAGCAAUGUGUCAAAUCUGGAACUGACUUUUCUUUCUACAGUAAUUCUGACUUCCGCUGAGUAAUUCUCGUGACCCUACUUAGUGCUAAUAAAUUAGCUAGGUUAAACUAUACGACACAAAAUGAACUCAGAUUUAGAAGAAUUGAUGCCUAGGCUUCUGCCAGUGGAAACAUCAGAUUCUGACGAUUUGGAUCUGGGUGAGACUCCCAGAAAUCCACAAGAAUAUCUCAGACAGGUUCAACGUGAAGCGUCACGUUGUCCAGAUGUUGUUGUUGCGAAGAUUGAUCCCAAAAAACUUAAUAAGAAUCCAACUGUGAAUGUCUCGUUCACAGCAUGUCAAGCAGCCCCCGAUGGCUUUUCACCGAGUUUGAAGUGGCAGCGAAAGCAAGUCAGCAACUUCUCAGAAAUAAGACAGAGUGUUCAGAAGCACAGGCAACAGUGGGGAAGAAAGGUCCUUGAUGACAAUGUGGUUAUGCCUAAAAUAGAGGAUGAGGAAGGAUGGAAAAGGUUCUGCCUGGGUGAGAGUGUUUACCUAGGCACUCAUCCUGACUCGGGAGACAGUGACGCUCCAGGUCUCAACUAUGUGAAGAUUGGGUUCCCACCUUUCCUCAGUAUUGCAAGCCGAUUAAAUCAGGCCACUAUUGAUACCGUGUUGGAGUAUUUGAUUAACUGGUUUGAAGAGAGACCAUUUGUCCCACAGCUGGGUAGGUGGCUGUAUGCAUUGUUGGCUUGCCUCGAGAAACCUCUUCUUCCCGAGGCACAUUCCCUUAUAAGACAGCUCGCCAGGCGAUGUGGGAGUGUACGUGCCAGUUUGGAGACCAAAGAUGAUGAGAGGUUGUCGGCACUUAACUUGUUGAUUUGUCUGGUUGCCAGGUACUUUGAGCAGAAUGACCUGGCAGAUAAUGACUGACUCGUUUUACGGACGAACAGAAAUGGACUUGGAUACGAUGUACUUAUGAUUUUGUACUUUAUGGCCUGAUUAGCCAGUGAAUGAGAGUUCAGAGGCCUUAUUUUUAUUCCUUUAUGACAUUUUGAAUACAUGAUCAUGUGGCACACUGUGGGGUGUCUCCAUGUGAUUACAUUAUGUGAAAUAAAAUAUUUGUAGAUACA